AUGUCCCCGCUGAAGCCAAGGUACAAAAUGGAGAAAACCCACAAGAGGACCAACGUAUACACGACCACAGCAGAGAAAAAGACUACUGCUGCUACGAUGACGACGACAUCAAAGAUGAUGACCAAGGCCAAGUGGAUGUUGAAGUUCAAGACCAAGGAGGAGAACAAUGUUCCAAGACCUCAUUGCCACGCCACCGAAAAGGACAAACCCGACCAAGAAGAGGACACGACAGACGCUGCCGCCACUGCUGUCAUACUGCUACUACAGCGCCCGGGACCCACAUAGUAUGCCGCGGAACACGUCCACGACAUAGUAUCUGCGUUUGGCCUGUUUGUCACGCGGCAAAUCAAAGACAUGGUUGUGGCCGCCACGAACCUCGAGGGUCAAAGGACAUGCGCCACAGCCGGCAAGUGGAAAGCGAUGGACGUCACGGACCUGCGUGGCUACCUCGGGCUGCUGCUCUUCACGGCCGUGUACCGGUCCCGCAACGAGGCCUUGGAGAGCUUGUGGCACGAGGAGAGCGGCAGGGCCAUUUUCCGCGCCACGAUGCCAAUCAAGCAGUUCCACGCGUACUCUAGACUGUUGCGAUUCGACGACCGCGAGUCGAGGGCUGUCCGCCGAGCCUCGGACAAACUGGCGGCCGUACGAGAGGUGUGGGACGAGUGGACGCGGCAGCUGCCUCGCCUCUACAACCCGGGCGCCGACGUGACGGUGGACGAGCAGAUGGUGCCCUUUCGAGGUCGCUGCGCCUACCGCCAGUACAUGCCCAGCAAGCCCGCCCGAUACGGACUCAAGUCGUGGGUGACCUGCGACGCCGGCUCCAGCUGCGCGUGGCACAUGCAGCUCUACACAGGCAAGUCCGGGAGCGGCACGCCCGAGAAUCUGGGCGCCCGUGUGGUGCUGGACCUGACCGAGGGCCUGAGGGGCCCACGUAACGUGACGUGCGACAACUUUUUCACCUCUUACGCGCUGGCCCAGCGGCUGCUCGCCGAGCGGCGCCUCAUCGUGGUGGGCACAAUGCGCAAAAACAAGCCCGAGCUGCCAGGUGCGUUGCUCGCCACCAAGGGCCGGGCGGUCUUCUCGUCCAAGUUUGCCUUCACGCCCGUCGCCACUCUGGUGUCCUACGUGCCCAAGAGGCACAGGAACGUGGUGCUGCUGAGCACGCUGCACACGGGGGAUGCGCGCGUCGGCGCCAGCAGGCAAGCCAAGCCCGACAUCAUCCUCCACUACAACCACACCAAGGGCGGCGUGGACAACCUGGACAAGCUCGUGGGCACGUACAGCUGCCGCAGGAAGACGGCGCGCUGGCCCCUCGCCGUCUUCCACAACAUCCUCGACGUGUCCGCCUACAACGCCUUUAUGCUGUGGCGCGAGCUCAGGCCCGAGUGGAUGCGCUCAACAGUGGCACAGUCACAAGGGGCCUAG
Messenger RNA from Etheostoma spectabile (orangethroat darter), 1425 nucleotides. RefSeq names its product piggyBac transposable element-derived protein 3-like. The record is from RefSeq and is a predicted model, not a curated record. The transcript is spliced from 3 exons. Lineage: Eukaryota; Metazoa; Chordata; Actinopteri; Perciformes; Percidae.